AUGGUUAGAACUAGAGGUGUAUCAUCUUCUCGUGGUGAUGCUUCAUGUUCUCGUGGUGAGCCUUCAUCUUCAUCACGUGAUGAAAGGAGACGACCUACAGCAUCUGCUCGUAGAAGACGCGUACAAAAAUAUCGUGUGGAUGUUAUUCAUGAGGAUGAGUAUGAGGAGUUGGACGAAAUUAUACAACAAGGAUACGGUGAGGACGACUAUGUUGAGCAGGAGGAUGUUCAACAACAGGAUGACUAUAGUGAGGAAGAAGAUGAAGAUGGAGAUGAAGAUGAAGAUGAAGCUAAAGAUGAAGCUAAAGAUGGUGGAUUUCCAGGAGGUCCAUGUGAUACCUCCUUGCUUACACAUUAUACACAUCAUGUUGCAUUUGCCAUAUGGCAAGGUCGAGAUCGAGGGGAGAUCAAAGUGAUGUCCCAUGGUAAAAAAUUAAAACAUUUUGGAAUGUACCAUGAGGCUAUUGAGCCUUAUGUCUGCAUGUCGGGGUUGGCUUUCUUAGUCAACCUAUCAUACGAGUAUGUCGACCAUGAUUGA
Molecule: messenger RNA, 537 nt
Organism: Vigna umbellata (rice bean)
Lineage: Eukaryota; Viridiplantae; Streptophyta; Magnoliopsida; Fabales; Fabaceae
Source: RefSeq, a predicted model, not a curated record